Chlorocebus sabaeus (green monkey) is the source of this 22650-nucleotide messenger RNA. NCBI's taxonomy places the organism in Eukaryota, Metazoa, Chordata, Mammalia, Primates, Cercopithecidae. The record is from RefSeq and is a predicted model, not a curated record.
UGGGACUAACUGCAGGCUCACACCACAAUGCCUGGCUAAUUUUUAAAUUUUUGGUAAAGACAGAGGUCCACCUAUGUUGCCCAGUACUGGUCUCAAACUCCUGCUCAAGCCACCCACCCACCUCAGCCUUCCAAAGUGUUGGGAUUACAGGCAUGAGCCACUUCACCCAGCUGAAGUUGUAAAUCUUUGUUGCACUUAUUUAAACUGAUGUGACAGAAGAGGCCUGAACAGUUUACUUCAGUGUAACGAAUAAUACUUCAGUGUAAUGAGUAAUACUUCUUUGCUUAACCUACCUUGGAUAAGUGAAGUACUAAAAACAAAACAAAAGUGAAGCAUUAAAGAAUUACAUCUGCAAAGGAAGUAUUAAUUAAUUACACCUUCAAAGGAAGAGUACUCUAAAUCCAAGGUAUUGUUAACAUUUUUCAUUACUAGUCCAGACUAUCCUACUUGUGACUAAAAUUGUACUUCUCAAUAAGCUUCCAGGCCUACCCACUAGACUUUGAAGGAGAAUGGGCAGUACUGUACUUACAUCUGCCUCUGCCCCACCCUUAAUUCUGACAUCAGAAAGGACAUCACAAGUAGCUCCUUGAAAUCACCGUAGACAGGGUGAAAAGGAAAUUCAACAGGAGGUUAUUCCAAAGACACUUUAAUUUUCAGCAUAUCAAUAGAUUGUUGAAGGGGAAUGGUGCCAAUGGACCCUGCUAACAAAAAGAAAUAUAAAAUAUGUUCUAUUUUAAGAAAAAAAUCAGGCCCAUAAAAGACAAGUCAUCAUACAUUCUACAUAGUUGCAAUGGGAUAUAUUUAGAUCAAAAAAAUUAUUUGACAUUUCUCCGAAAUUCAAAUUAAAUUGGGCAUCUAAUGUUUUUAUUUGCUAAACCUGUCAACCCUAUCUAUAUUCAUUCUAAGAAAGGACUAUAUUUUUCUGACCACAAAGAAGCAUAAAAUACACUAUUCCUGAUGUUAAUAGAAAUGGUUAUGUCAAAUGCUUUCUACCAAUCCAGAUUUAAUCUAUGUUUAUAAUAGGGCAGUGACAAUCCAUGAUAGAAUUAGGUUGCUUUCUAUGAAGUUAAGAGAAGGUAACUUUUUGAAUUUUAGUAAAAAACUACUUAUACAGUGUACAUAUCUUACCUAUGAACUUUCAUUAUUGCUAAAGUUGAUAUGAGCUCAGUUAAAUACCCACUAUGACACGUACCUCACUUAACUUAGGCCCAGAGCAGUCACUGCCACACUUGAUAAGACACCAAGAAGCACUGGCCAAAUGUUGCACAUGGUUAUGAGUUGGGCAUACCAACUUUUUAUAAUUCAGGGCCUCUGAAAUCAAGGACUUCUGAAUGAGACACAAGUCUCAAUAUUACAUUAAAAUGUCAAAGCAAUAUUAUUCCUUUAAAAAAGGGGUAGGGGGUGAACUGGAAGAUAACACAUUUGUGACAUUAUGGGAAUUUCUAGAGUCCUGGAUUAUUCAAAAUGAUUGGAUGGCAAUUUUCUUUAUAAUUUUACUAGGAAUUAUUUUUGAAAUAAUACUCAUGAAAGUUUGUGCAUCCUUUUGGAAGAAGUCCGCACUUCCUGAAAAGGGUAGUUCAGAUGUCUGGGAGAGGGAAGACAGUUGCUCGAAAAGCAGGAAAUUUGCUCCAGAGAAUUGGUCAGUUAUUAAUCCAUCUUCAGGAGAAAGAGUUGGCACCUUUUCAGAAAAAAGAAUUACUUCAUCACUUACAUCUGAAGAAAAGGAAUGUAACUUUGAAGAAAGAAUUUUAUUCUCACAUGAAAUAAUAUGGUCAGGUACUAGUGAAAGUGAAGAUCAAGUAAGUCACUCUAGUGGAAGUCAUGUGCCAUCUUCAAAUGGAAUCAGCUCAUCUUUGCCAUUGUUUUAUUCAGAAGUAGAGGAAAUGUGUCUAAGCCAUACAGAGCAUCCAGACAGUGAAUAUGAAACAAUACAAUUUUCCUCCAAGAAAUUAUUUUCAAUGAUGAAAACCAACAAAAACAAAAAUUCAGAAUUUUCUUCUGAUCUUAGCUUUUCAGCCUCUAGAUUAGCUGUAGAAAUUGAAGAUCUAGAUGUGGCACCUUGCCCUCUUGCCCACUUAUUUCUUUCUAGAGAUCAAGUUAGACUUCUGGAAGAAAAUGUGAGAAAUCAAAUUCCUUCAAAACCUAAAACUAAGUUAGGGAUUAGAACUACUUAUCAAUGCUCAAGAUCUCAAGAACCCUUGAAUCAGAAUCAACCUUCUGUUGGAAUGGUUAUUUCUGUCCAAGCACAGGAUUCUUUUCCAGGACAAAAUGCUUUUCAGAAUCAAUGUCUUUAUGAAGCCCAGUUUACUAGUCAAACCCAAUAUAUAAAUCAUAACCAAGAAUCAAUUAACAGCCAGCCUGAUAGCAAAGCCAGCAACUUUGCCCAACCUGAAGAUGUGAUGAGGAAGCCAUUUUCUAGCAGCACACAAGACUCCUUCCAGUCCCAAGAUUUGGAUAGGAACCAACAUUUUGUUAAAAUUCCAUCAAUUGUUGAGGCACAAUAUUCAGUAAAGGGCCUGGAGUCUGAUGAGCACUUAGGUGAGGAUCAGCAUUCUGUUUGGUUUAUAAAUUCAGACAAGAUUAAAUAUUCAAUUAAGGGGCAAGACACUAUUUUUAAGAAUGCUGAAUUUCUAGUUUUAACUCUGAAUCCAAAUUUAGUUACCGAAGAUAUGCCACAACUAAGGAGUGUAAAACCACAAGGCCAGCAACAAAUUGUUUCACCAGAAUUAAACCAGGACUCUGUACAUAGCUCAGUGCCUCUUUUGUCUACCAUUAAAGGGCAGAAAAAUAGAAGAAAAACACCAGACAGUAAAAGCAAACUCAGUCUUAACAUUCCAUCUCUAAAAGCCAAAAAAACACCAACUUCACAAGUAUUUCAAAUCACAGUAUGUCACACGUUAAAAAAUAGGAAUGAGUUAGGAUGCAAGAAUAACACUGAGAAGAAAGAAUUACAUGAAAGGAAAGAUAUAUCAGAUAUAGCUUUGCAUCUUAUUUCUAUUUCCAAGCUUAUUCUGCCUUAUGUUAAAAAUUAUUCCAGAAAACAACUACUGAAAGUCAUGCUGAGUUUAAUAAAAUGUGGACAUUUUCUGCAGAAGCAAAAUAAGUCACCAGAUACAGAGAAAAUCAGUUAUGCAUGUCCUCUUGAGGAGACAGGAAUCUCAGGUAUUACUAAAAAGGAAAAGGAGUAUGACAAAGGAAACAAAGGACUAAAAAAUAUUUCACCAAAAAUGUUACCUCAGCUAGAACAAUCCUUCAUGGUCAACACUGUUCAACUAAAAGCACCUUGUUUACUAGUAGAAACAAAUGGGAAGAGUAAAGAAUCUCUUAAAGACUCAAUUACUCAAGCAAAGGGAAUUGGUAUUACAGAAUUUCAUGCUCCAAAUAGUAAAAAACCAUUUGAUCUGCAUAUUCCAAAGCACAAGACAUCUUUAGAAAAAGCCAUAUCAAAACCUAUGCAGAAACUUGUUUUCUCUCCUGAAAUGGAAUCAAACAAUAGAAUGAAAAUACAGGAGGACAUACAAAGUUCAGAGAAUUCCUGUCUUCAACUUUCAAAUGGAGAGGAGUUACCAACCAGUACACCAAAAAUGCGAAGGUGCUUUCCAAGGGAAAAUACACAGAAACAAAACGAUUUUUUGGAACUUGUUCUGGAGUUGUCAAAUGUCCAUUUGGUCAUUUCCCUAGGAAGCAAAAUGCAUAAAAGCAGUGAAGAAUUAGAAGCCAUAAAAAUUCAAGUGAGUGCAGAAAGUGUAAAUCUGAAGGAGAGUACACCAUUGAUACUUAACGUUACAGAAGACAGUGACCUACGUGAAAGUGAGGAACUAGAAUGCAACACUGGAAGUAACAUAACAAAUAUGCACCAAGAUAAAGAAACGUCUGAUGCAUUUCACAGUGCCGCUUACACUAACAUUUCUCGACUACCUGAUACAGAAACACAUAGCAGAUUAAAAGCCAAGGCAGAUACAUUAAGAAUAAUAAGGCUCAGUCAUUCAGCAUCAAAGCAAGAGAAAUUACCAGAUAAGAAGGAAACACAGAAUGCAGAAUACAUUGAAAAGAACUCUACAUUUAAAAAGCCACAAAAAUGUGAUAGAAAGGAACAGGAGAAAGAAGCAAAUUCAGAGCUGACACAAGGCUUCAGGUUCAGCGUAAAUCUAAAGCAAAAGCCCGAAUACAUAAAAUUUGAAAUGGAACGGAUCAGUUCAGGAAGUAGUAAAGUCCCAAAUAAAGAGCAAGAGGUCCAACUACAAAAUCUUUCUACGCAAACUAUUUUGGAGACUAGUCCAUGCCCGAUGAUGGAACUAUUUCAAGUUGAGAAGGUGAAGCAAAGCACAGAUAGACCUGCAGACAGAGAGGGUGCCAGAGAUCCAAAGAAUCCACUUACAAUACCAGAGAACUUGCCAGUUGGUGAACUUUUAAUUGAUACAACAGAGCAUAGUGUCCCAUUUGGUGGCAACCUCCAAAAGACAAUAGAUAGUCAUAUUGUAGAAGAAAAGGAAGAUGUAAAAAGAUAUUUACCUGCAGUUGCCCUGGGGUCUUUCAAUAACCACUUGCUUACUUUACCAUAUUUUAAAAGGCAGGAAAUCAAAAAAAAAUUAUCAGAAACAAAAAGUGUACUCAGUGUCAAAUAUGUAAUUAUGAAAGUAAAGAAACCAGCAAUCUCAAUGAUGCCUUAUAGUAAUAUAUGUGGUACUCCAAACCACAUAAAAAAAAUAGGAGACAAUUUUGAAAUUAUAAUUAAACAGAUACUGCAAGAUAAAAUUGUGGCAGGUAUGCUUCUGAAUGUUAUUUACCCUCACAUGUCUAUUUUGCCUAAUACUAGAAUGCAUAGCAGAUUAAAUGCAGAGAAUCACAGUCAUAUCAAGCUAGUCCAAGAGGAAUCCCAGAUUGAAAGGGAAGAAAAGUAUCCAUAUUUCAUUAAUAAGGGAAAUGAAUCCCAAAACAUACUAGAUGCUAAAUUGCAAGAUGAAGUAAAAGGUGUUAAAGAAACUCUAUCAAAAGCAGUCCUGCAUGAUAGCUGGAACCUUGGACUUGAUGCACAUCUAGCUAAGGAGACUAAAACAGAGAAAGAAAUGCAUCAACCAAUCCCAUUCACAGAAACUAUUAUGAAGUCUGUUGUGUCUCCCAUAAUGGAACCAUCUCAUGUUGAGAAUGUGAAGAGUACUCAAACAACACAAACAGACUGCAAAUGCACUGCAGAUUCAGAGAUGCCUUCUCCAAUAUCAGGAAAAUCACUGAUUGGAGACCCUUUAAACCAAACAAGAGAAAAUGAUGUUUCAAGUAAUGGAAGUGAUACAAGAGAAAUGGGUUACUGUUUUGCAGAAAAAAAGAUAGAAAUACCAAAAGAUUUACCAGCAACUUCGCUAGAGUCUUUCAAUUACUGCAUGCCUGUUUUAUCUUGUUCUAAAGUGAUGAAAAAGAGAGUAACAUUUUCUCUCCCAACAAGCACAGUGAAGGCCAAAUGUGUAAAUACAAAGGCUGUGAAGCCAUCAAUCUCAGAGACAGGGAGUGUCACAAGCCACAGAAAGAAAUCUGAAUUAGACUUUAAGACUAAGUUUAAAAAGUUAAAUCAAACUAAAGGAUUUGUACCUGAAUGUGUAAAUACCCUUUGCUCUCCAAUGCAUAGCAGAUUGCAGACAGAGUUCUGUCUCCCUGUGUCUCAAUUAAAGCAAGGAGAAACAGCAGAUAAGACAUACAUUGAUGUCUUUGCUAAGAGUAGUAUAUCCCAUGACAGAGAGGAAAAAUUGCAAGAUAGAGAGGAAGAGGAACAGAAAGUUUUAUUAGAAGCAGCGCCACAGCUGAGCCAGCAGCUGGGGUCUGAUGCGGCUCAAAUGAAGGAAAUCCAUCUUGAAUCAGACCCAGUGCUGAACUGUUUAACAAUGGAGCUACCUGUUAAUGGACAACGUAUGCAGCACCAAACAGGUUUUAAACAAACUACUUCAGAGAUUAGUCUCCAAAUGGGUCCUUCAGAAGCUGAAGAACUACCAAAAGUCAACAAAACAGAAAAUGACAUAAAAGUCCCUGUGGGUCCUAAGAUUCCACCUCCCAAAGCUUUAUGGACUCUGGAGAAUAGCCAUGGCUUCAUACUCAAUGCAUAUCAGAAGGAUAAUGAGCUUGUCAAAUCAGAUGAGGAACUGAAGCAACCAGGAAAUACAAAUAUUCAGGUACAACCACAAAAACCUUUUACACAAACUAUUUUGGAGUCUACUUCAUGCCCUACACUGGAUCAAUUUCAAUUUGAAAAGGUAGAGAGUUAUGUUAGGUUUUCACCUCCAAAGUCUGGGGAAGCAAAGGUUGAUGAAAUCAUAUUUUAUGCAAAAGAAGGUGGUAUCUCAUCUGAUUCUAGCCAUCAAAAGGAACAAGCUGCUGGUAGUGAAAAGAAAGAGACAGUGAUUUUUGAUUCCUGCUUGCCUGCUUUAUCUACACCUAAAAGGAAGAGAAACUUAAAACAAUUUUCAGACAUGAAAACUUUAGUGAAUCCCAAAUGUGGAAUUAUAAAAGCAAAGAAGCCAUCAAUUUCAUACAUGCUCAGUAUCAAGGCUGGUGCUGGUCCAAACCGUAGAAAAGAACUGAGCUGUAACUCGACAACCAAAAUGAAAGAAGUGCAUCAAGGCAAAAAGGGAGCAGAUGAAACAUAUGCUUUCCUGACUAUGACACCUGACAUUAACAAGUAUGGCAAGGUAGAAACAGAGAAAGACAUGCUAAGAGAAAAAAGACUAAGUUCUACUCAAGUAAAGCAAGAUACAUCUCCACAUGAAGAUAGUAUUACUUCACAUGGCAUUAAAGAAACCUGUCUUCAAGAUGAAGAGCAAGAAGAAAGGGAACCAGAGGCAUUGUUAAAAGUAAUUCCACAGCACUUGCAACAUUUCAUAUUCCGUUCAGGUCAGGGGAAGGAUCUUGACUUUCACAAAUUAGAAAACCAAGGAAGAAGGAAAAUUCUGUUUGUUACCAAACAAGAUGUCCCACAGCAACUUCAGCCUGCAGAGCCAAUACAAGGAGAGGAGACAAAGAAAUGCCUCUGGAUUCAAAAUGGCACAGUAUGUACAUUAAAUUCAAAACUUCUUCCUCUAAAAUCAGAGGACCCACUAAACAGUGAAGUUUUAAUUGGUGCAAUAAAACGUGGUGUACCAACUGAUAGGAAAGGUGUGGGGGAACAGCACAAUUCGGGUAAAGGGGAAAAGGCAGAGUUUAAUAAAGAUCUACAAGCAACCAUCCUGGAGUUACAGAAAUCACCACAUGGUGGGGAGGCACAGAAGGUCAAUUUGACUGAUAUGGAAAGCGAAUCUAGCAAUGCAAUGAACAUGAAUGUACAACAUGAAAGGGAAGAUAAAAAUAUUCAAAAAAUGUUACCAGAAUCAGUUCCAUGCUACAGUCAACACCUCAGUUUCAGUACACAUCAAAUGAAAGAUCCUGACCCUUGCAAAUCAGGAUCUGAACCAAAGAGUCCUGAAGGCAGAAGUUCUUGGAAUUUGUCUCAUAUAGUGCAAAAAACAGAGCAAGAAACACACUUUAGAGAAACUGUUUUAGAGCCUAUUUCUGGUUACAUGAUGAAACAAAGUCCUCAUAUGCAAGAAGGAAUAAAAUGUGUGGUAGGUCUAAAGACUUCAUUUCCCAAAACAGGGAAAUCAGAGAUUGGUUCAAUACCACAUGAUACCCCUUGGGAUGAAAAUCCUAGAAGGAAAUGGGAUAGUUCUAUUUCAGAGAAAACUACAUGGAAUCCAAAAAACUUACGAACAGUCUUAAAACCUUUAGAUUUCUCCAGUCUCAUGUCAUCUGAAUAUGAAAGUCGGAGCUAUACAUUAGAGUUUAUAGGCAAGAAAAGUAUAACGAGUCCCAAACAUGUAACUUUGAAGACAAAGCAACUACCAAUUUCGCAGUUGUUUAAUAUCAUAAGACAUUCUACAGAAAACCACAGAAAGAAAAAACAGCACCGCUUUAAGUACAAGAUGAAAGGGAGGCAAUGGUACACAAGUAUAGGAGAGGCAUUACUCAGUGCCACUGAAUAUGCUAAGAGUCCACCAUCCAAAUCAAUGAUUGAUAAACUCUUAUUCAAUACAGCAGCAAGGGGCACUCUGUCUAACAGAACACACCAACAAAAUGUGGAUGGUCAUACUACAGAGGAAAAGGAAGAGGUACAAGAAAAUGUAGCUGCAAGUUCCUUGGGUCCUUUAGAUUUCUUUAUGCCUGUUUCAUCUGACUCUAAAAACCAGACAAACACAAUACAGUUAUCAGAAAGGAAAACUAUAUUGAAUCCCAAAUGUUUAACCAGGAAGAAAAAGAAAUCACCAAUUUCACAGAUACAUAAAACCAAUAGACACUUUACUACAAAACAUAGGAAGAAACUUGAAUCCAAUUUAAAAACCAAACUGAAAGCAAUGUGGCAAGGUGAAAAUGUGACUGAUACAUUUCCAAAUACCAUUUUCUUCACUCCAGAUACCUCUGACAUUAAAAGGCAAAGCAGAUUCCAAACAGAGAUAGACAAGAGAAUAUCAGGGUUAAGUCAUACACAACCAACACAAAUAGAGUCACUAGCUGAAGGGAUAGCAAGGUGUUCUGACAAGAGAAGGACUUCCAACUUGGUAAAGGGAACAAAACUACAUGAUAGAGAAAGUGGGGAAAAGAAGCAAGAACAUCUUACAGAAAUGGAUCCAUUCUAUGCAGAAAACUUCAUGGCAAAUACACAUCUUAGAAAGGAUCCUCAUCUUGGUAAAUCAGAAGAUGUGCUUUUGGGAAAACCUUUUAUCUCAAAAAGUCAGUUUUACAAAGGGAAUUCAGAAAAAAAUGUAAAAAUAGAAAAAAACAAAAAUGGAAAAGAAAGUCUCAAAGUUGGGCUCCCAAGGAUGGAGAAAUCAGAUAAUUGUGCAGAACUCAGUGAGGCAACAGAUGAUGCCAUAUCAAAUAAAUAUGAUAAAGAGAACAUCGGCCAUUCUGUUUUCAAAGAAAAAGCUUUCUGUAAUUUGGCAGCAAUUGUCCCAGAUUCUGUUGGCAGGCAUUCGCCUGCUUCAGAAGAAAUUAAAAGACAGAAUGGCAGCCUUAAAAUAGCUGACAGGUCAAGUCCCCAAGGUAGACCUUUGCAGGCAAAGCAAUCAGCAGUUUCACAAUCACUUAAUACUGCAGGUUAUGCUAUUGUAAACAUUAAUAAGGAACAGAAACAGAACUUUAAAGCCCAGAAGACAGAAGUAGAGAGAAAUAAAGUUGCAUUAAAUGCCCAGCUAAAAUCUAUAUAUGUUUCUAUACCUCGUCUACUAUGCGUAAAUAUGGAGCAAUCACCUAGUACCUGGGAUAUAUAUGAACAAUCUUCUGAAACAAGAAAUUCCCUAAACAAAGCAAAAGUGAGGGAGAAGGAAGGGUAUGGACAACAGGUUUUGUUUCAAACAGCUCCACAGGAUAUCCAGCCAUCUGAGUUUGGAGCAAAUCAAAUGAGAGAGCCUGGUCCUUUCAAAACAGAAGCAUCUUUAAUCAAUACAGUGUGUUCUAGGAACAUCACUCCCGAGAAAACAGAAGCUGAUUUAAUAGAUGAAGAAGCAAAGAUAAAUGUUGCAGAAGAGUUUAAUCAAGAAUCUGUUUUUUUCUCUAAUAUACAUCUACUUCAAAUUGAAAACAAGAAAGAAUCUAAAACUGCAGACUGGAAAACAAGGGCAGAUCCCAAGACACUUGCCCUGCAAAAGAAACAGCAAGAGCUGUAUGUCUCAGGAACUCUCUGGAGUUAUCCUAAUCCCUACACAUCUAUUUUUCCUAAAAUCAUAAGACAUAAAGAUAAGGCAAAGACAGCUGAUGUGGAAAGUACUAUGCAUACCAAACAGAUAAAAUUGAAGGUGAAGAGAAUACCAGUUUCCCAGCUGCUUGAAUAUGGUACUGCAAGCAAUAAAAAAGAACUGAGAGGUAACAUCCAGCAGCAGAAGUCAUUCCAGCUGAGUAAAAAUGCAGUACAUCGAGUUCUAAAGGCUGUUUAUGACUCUGGAUACUAUGUGUCUAGCAUUAAAAAGCUUACAAAAGUAAAAAUGGAGAAAGACGAGUCAAAAGACAGGGCAUGCAUUCUUCCACAGCCAAAGCUGGAGAAACCGCUACAAGAAAUGCAAAGGUCAUUGUCGGGAUGUACUGAUAUGUCCAACAUUCUCAGAAAACAGGAACAAGAUAUUAGAGAAAAGGAACAAAAACACCAAAGCAUUUCAGAAGAUAUAUCCCAAUACUAUAUUGGACCGUUAAGGAUUAGUUCACAACAAAUCAAUUACAGUAGUUUUGACACCCCACGAGUUAGAACAGAUGAAGAACUUGAAUUCUUCAUUGCACAAAGAACAAAGGAAAAAGAUGUGGGCAUUGCCAAACAUUCAGUUUCAAUUCCAUGGGAGAGAGAAGAAUCAAAGAGACUAGAUAUUCCACUAAACUCAAAAGGACAGAAUAUAUUUUUUACAGAGUUGGAUACUUCUCAACAAAAGACUUGCCAGGAGCAAGAAUUGCUGAAACAAGAAGAUAUUUCUAUGAUAAACCUGGAAUCUAUGGCCUGCCCCAUUAUGGAACCUCUUCAUUUGGAAAACACAGGAAAGGUAGCUGAGGAAGAGGAUGUGUACAUUAACAGAAAAAAUAGUUCACAUGUACUGGGAAGAGAAGGAUUAAAGGAAACUGCUAUCUUUGUAGGUUCUAAAGGACAGAAAUUUCUUUAUAUGAAUUCAGAGGUCCAGAACAAAGUGCCUGCAGUGCAGAAAGAACAGGUGAAUCCAGAUCAUGUUCCUGAAAGUAUUCUGGAUUCUGAAUCUUUCCUCAAUAAAGACCCUCUUCACUUAAAACAGACAGUGAAUACAACAAGAAAAGAAAACGUUACCAUCUCUGAAAGUUUCAAUGAAAAUCUCUGGGGGAAAGAGCAAUCAAAGUUGGAUAUUACAUUAAAAUCAAAUAGACAGAAAAUGGACUUUUCAAAAAAAUUGAGGAUGAAGCAUCUAAGUAAUUGUUAUCAGAAUAAAGAGAAUAUUCUGGAAUCCAUUUUCCCUUGCAUAUUACAUCACCUUCAUAUUGAAAAUCCCAAGAAAGAAGACUCAGCAGAAGAAAUCAUGAGUUCAAAAGUUUUAAGCCCAAUGGUAGAAAAAGCAUCACACAAAGUAGGUAUUCUGGUGGAUCAACCUCCAUGUUCAGAAGGAAUAAAUCUGCAUAUUAAAAGAAGAAAAGAACAUCUACAAGAAAGUACACACGAAGCUUUUCCAGCAUCUGUUUCUCACUCUCUAACGGACAUACUUCAGAUUAAAUCACCAAAGGUAAAGAAAGCAUUAAAGGCAGUUGAUAGUUUAGGGUACCACACUUCAAAUACAAAAGGAAUUGGCUUGCUUUUUCCAAGACAGGCAGAGGAGGAAGAAAAAUGUACAUACGACGCUCUUCCAAAGCCUGCAUCUCACUCCAAAACAGAUCUAUUUCAGUUCAAUGCAUCUAUGCAACAAGAGAAAUUAGAUGCUAUGGAUAUUCCGCAUUAUGACUAUUUAAUUUCACAGACUAGAGGAGCAGUAAAACAAAUGGAUGUCAUAGUUGGAUACACUCAGAACAGUAAAGAAAGACAAGCCUUACUCAAAACAGGCCAAAAAUGGCAGUACCUACCAAUUUCCUAUGAGAACUUUUGGGAGCAUAUAUCUUACCCUCAAAAGUAUCCUUGUCUCCUGCAACAUUUAAUGCCUCAGGAAAAGGAAACAUUAUCAGAAGGAGGUAAUUUAUCAAGCCGGACACCAGGACUAGACUUGUUUUCUGAAGAUCAACUAAGCACUAUUACUAAGAAUGGACUAGAAUGGAUUAUGCCCUUGAGUACUCCAAGGCAGAUGAAAAAACAAGAUACAACGCUGCUCUUAGGAUCAUACCAUAAAACUAUAAAAUAUCCAAGUCUCUUAUUUCCAAAAGGAAUGAAAUCAUCAGAUGGGGUACAGGUCUUUGAUUUAAUAUCAAAUAAUAGCUCACCCAAGUUAAGACUUGGGAAGAAGAUAGAAACACAUAAGGCAAAUGAAAAGGUACAAAAAGAAGUAUGUCUGCCUGUAACAUUACAUUCUCUUUCUGCAUCCAUGCCUGUUUUGCAAGAAAGUAAAGGACAGAAGGAUAGUAUAAAACAAGUUAUUAGGAAAGGCGUGAUAUGCCACAAAAGAAGAACUUCAAAACUGAAGAAAUCAGUAUUUUCACAUAUACUCAAUACCAGUGACUGUGGUGCCCCAAGUAACAGACUAGAAAUGCAGUGGAACGUGACAGAGAAAACGGUCAAUGUGAAACAUAGAAUGAGUGAACUAGAUUUGGUUGCAGCAAAAAUAUGUGAGUCUAUUCUUUCUUUACCUCACUUCAAAUUGAAUAAAGACACAAUUGAUGGGGUGAUUUCAAGUAAUGUUAAAAGGACAAAACAACAUAUAUCACAGGGAGAGAAGAAGGAUAGAGUGAAAGCAAUGGAUGUGAAAAGAAUAAAAAGCCCUAACAUCAUUUUGAAGCCAAGAAAGUCAUCACUGCCACAUAUACUCAGUAUAAAGGAAUUUCCUUUGCUGUUGGACAUUAUAAAACAAGAGGGCAAGAUGCAAGAAGGUAAAGGUAAAUCAAGUAUGAAACUGACAAACUUGUGUACUUCUUUACCAUCUCUAUCACAUAGUAAUUCAAAUUCAAGAACAAAAGCAGGUAAAGGUAAGUCAGGAAUUCUAAAGGGCUGCCUUCCACCACUAAAGCUCCAGGCAUCAUCAAAUGUCAGACUAGUAUCAUUUGCAGAGUCAGUUAAUAGAGAGAGUUUAAGUAAUGUAAUAGAAUCAAAAUGUUUUCCACAGAAAAAGAAGGCAGAUAGAGAAAAUAUAGUAGAUGUGAAAGACAUAAUGGGCCUCAUAUGUAUCACUUUGAAAGGAAAUAAAUCACCUUUUAAACAUUUACUGCAUGGAAAGGAACCACAAUGGAGCAAUAAAAAACUAGAGAAAAUUAUGCAGGAAGAUGAAAGUAAUCUAAAUGUAGUUCAGAAUAAACUCUGUGCUUCUAUUCUUUCUCCACUUCACUUGGAAUGGAAUCCCAGAAUAAAAGAGGUGUACAUGAGAAGAAUAACAAGAUUCUGUCUUUCAUUAUCAACACACCAGGAAUUAUCAGAUACAAUGGAAAAAUGUGAGCAGCCAAUUGAUGAUAGUUUAAGCAGUAUCAAAAAAGCAAAACAUAUGCCGCAGAAAGACAAAGACAGAGUGGAAAAAGCUUUGGAAAAAAACAUGCCUUCCAAAAGAAUGGCUCUGGAGGUGAAGCAGCCUUCAGUAUUCCAAGAAUUAGUGUUGAACAUCAAAGAAAAAGGGGGAAAGAUUCAGAAAGAUAAACAAGUUGAGAUUUGGAACAAACCUUUUGCCUCCAUCUCUUUUCCACCUUACUCUAAAGUGGGCACAAUUAAAGGAGAGGAAGCCAUGGAAAUAAAAAUGAGAUCCUCUUUUUCACAACCAAAUCUCCAAGAGUCAUCAGAUACAGAGAAAAUAGCAUAUGAAAAGUGCAUUUCUGAUAAUAUCUCAAACCGUGUAAAAAAGGCCCUAGAACCUAUACUGCAAAAAGAACAGGAGAGGCAAAACAUGGAAAAAAAUAGGCCUUUGAAGAAAAUGAAAUCAUCAGUUUCACAGGGAAUUCAGUUGGACAUCAAAGAGCAAGAGAAAAAGAUAGAACAUAUUAAAGGUGAAACAAGUGUGCUUCUGAUGAAUGCCUGCGCUAUCCCCUCUCCUUCUCAUUUACAACUGGAAACAAGGAGAGAAAAAGCAGAGCAUGUCACUGAAAUAACAAGAUACUGUCUUCCAGAACUAUCACACCAAAAAUCAUCAGAGGCAGGGGAAAAAGCAGAUGGACUGGCCAGUAAGGGUGAUAUCACAAUCGAAGUACAAAAGGCAAAAGAUUACAUGCAACAGAAAGAAAAGGAUGAAGUAAAAAUAUCGGCUAAGAAAGACAUAAUGCAUCCAGAAGACAAAGGUCUGAAAGGAAAGAAGACACCUUCACAAGACCUACCACUGAAUACUAAAGAGCCAGGGAAAAUGAAUCAAGAAGCUCAGGAGCAAGGGAAAGAGGACAGAGAAGGUGAGGAGCAAGGAAAAGAGGACAGAAGAGGUGCAGGACAAGAAAAGGUUGAUUGGGAAGACACAGAGCAAGGGAAAAUGGAUCACAAAGUUGAAGAGCAACAGAAAGCAGAUGGAGUAGGCAUAGAGCAAGGGAAAAUGCACGGAGACAAGAGUGAACAGGAAACAGUUCUGUUCCUAUAUUUGCCUUCCAAUUCUUCUCUAAUCCAUUAUAAGUUGGACACAAGAAUAGAAGGAGAGAGAGACCAACGAGGAAUAAUCAGACCUGGUAUUUCACAACUAAGGCCUCAGAAAUCAUCAGAGACCGGGAAAAAAGCAAAUGGAGUGCCUAGUGAGGGUGAUAUCAUAAGUGAAGCACAAAAAGCAAAAGAUUACAUGCAACAGAAAGAAGAGGAUGAAGUAAAAACAUCAGCUGAGAAAGACUUAAUGCAUCCAAAAGACAAAGAUCUGAAAGGAAAGAAGGCACUUUCACAGAACCUACUAUUGAAUCCUAAAGAGCCAGGGAAAAGGGAUGGGGAAAGCCAGGAGCAAGGGAAAGAAGACAGAGAAGGUGAGGAGCAAAGGAAAAGGGAUAGAGAAGUUGAAGGGCAACAGCAAGCAGAUGGAGUAAGCACAGAGCAAGGGAAAAGGGAUGGACACAAGAGUAAACAGGAAAUAGUUCUGUUCCCAUAUUUGCCGUCUGAGUCUUCUCUAACUCGUUAUGAAUUGAACACAAGAAAAGAAGGAGAGAAAGACUUACAAGGAAUAAUAAAAUCUGCUGCUUUGCAACUAAGGCAGCAGAAAUCAUUUGAUGCAGGGAAAAUAGCACAUACAAACUCAUUUGGGGUGGAUAGCUCAAAUGAUGUAAAAACAGUACAAGAAUACAAGCCACAGAAAGAAGCAGAUAGAGGAGAAAUAGUAAGUGUGGAUUAUAUAAUGCAACCUAAAGACCCAAUUUUUGAGGCAGAGCAAUUAUCACUUCCACACACACUCAAUAUUCCUGGCAGCAGUAGCUCCAAAACUAGAGCAGUACCAACAAACAUAAAAGAAAAAUUGAAACAUGUACAGGAAAGAAAAAGUGAGCUAGAUGAGUUUCUGACAAUACCUUCUCUACCUCACUGUAAAUUAGACAAAGGAACAGCAGGCAAAAAAGAGGAACAAGGAGUAACAAGAUCUUUUCUUCCACCCUCAUGGCACAUGGAAUCAUCAGAUACAGGGAAAUUAAAAUAUACUUUGUUGUAUUUGAAUGAUACCACAGGUGAUUCAAAAAGAAAAAAAUACAUGGCCCAGAUCCAAAAUGAUAAAGCAAAUAUUUCAGAGAAAAGUGUAAUGCAUCUCAAGUACAUAGCUGUGAAGGCAGAGAAAUCAUCCCUUUCCCAUAUACUAAAAACGAAGGAACUGCAGGUGACCAUCAGUAAACAAGGGGAAAAGUCACAAGAAAGUGAGGUGGAAAUAGUUGUGCUUCUGAACAAAACUUGUCCUUCUGUCACUUCUUCAGCUUUCCUUGAGUUAGACUCAAUAAAAGAAGAGGAAGGCGAACCAGGAAUAACAAGAAGCUUUAUGCAACCUCUUGAGAUCCAGGAAUCAUUGCCUUCAGGGCAAACAGCACCCACAAAGCCAACAGAGAGCCUUGUAAAGAAAGGGAAACAACUUCUCCCACAGAAGGAAGACGGAGUACAAACAGUAUCCAUGCAUGGCCUGACGCACCCCAGUGAUGCUGUUUUCAAGGCAAAGACAUCAGUACCUCCACUAGUGUUCAGCAUCACUGAGCACAGUCCUCUGAGCAAGAGAAAGGAGCCACAGUGGGGCAUGAAAGAGAGAGCAGGACAGAAGCGGGACAGGACAGGAUGUCCUCACAUGAUUCUGACAAAAAUUCAUCUGUUCAUGCCUUUUCUUUCUCACCAUAGAUUCUCUCCUUCACAACUAAAGCUUCCUAUAUCAUCAGGUGCAGGAAAAAGCAGACGUGCAAAUUCAAAUGAAGGUAUUAGCUCAAAUGAAGUAAUACUAAAAGCAAAUCAACAAAUGCCAUAUAAAGAGGUAAAGGACAGAGUAAAAAUAGAAGGCAGGGAAGGUAGAAUACUCCCCAAAAGGGUACAUUUGAAACCAGAGGCAUCCCCACUUGCACUUCUAUGCAAUAGAAAGAACUGCCCUUUGAAUAUUGAAGAGCAAGGGGAAGGAGUACAGGAAAGCAACAAGGAACCUGGAGUGGUUCCAAGGAAACCUUCUCCUUCAUUGCCUCCUCCUCCAUUUUACCUGAAUUGUAACACUAGAAGGAAUGAAAAGGAAGGCACAUUAGGAAAAACACAAUUCAGUUUCCCACCACUCAAGAUUCAGGAUUCAUCAGACUCAGGCAAAAAAGCAUACACUGAGUCACUGCAUGGUUACACGUUAAGCAACUCAAAAGGACCAGUACAACCCAUAGCACAGGAAGAAGAGAAAGGUGAACUCAGAAUAGAUACGGAAGACAAAAUGCUUCCCAAAUGUACGGACCUGAAGGCAAAGCAAUUACUACUCUCAGAGAAACUCAAUACCGAAAAAUUGCAGUGGAAAAGUAAAGAACAAAAAAGAAACAUUCAGCAAGAUAAAAAUAAACAAGUUACGGGUCUGACAAGCAUGAAUACUUCUUUACUUACUCCACCUUAUCUUAAGUUUGAUACAGUAGAAGGAGAAGAGAAGGUGAUAAGAAUUACAAAAGUAUCUCUCCCACAGUCACAGUCCAAGGACUCAUCAGAUGCAGGGAGAAUAGCAUGUCCAGAAGCAACCCAUGGAGAACUUUCAAGUAAUGUAAAGCAAUUAAAAGCACACCUGCUACGGAAAGAAGAGAAGGAUAGAGAAAAAGUUGUGGAUAUGACCAGUGUACUGGAUCCCAACAAAAUGUAUUUGAAGGCAAAGAAAUUGCCUGUCUUACAUACACACAGUUCAAGUGGUCUUCAGUGGAAAACUAGAGAGCAAGAGGAGGAAAAGGUCCAGAAAGUUAAAAGUGGGCCAGGAGUCAUGUUGUCUAAGAGUCCUUCUAGAUCCUCCCCACUUCACCUUAACAUGAGUGCUGGGUUCCAGGAGGAAAGCAUACCGAUAUUAACAAGAUCCUCUUUUCUCCUAGUAAAACUCCAGGUAUCACCAGCUACUGAGGGAGGCACAUAUAUAAGGCCAAUUGCUAGUGGUAUUUUAAUCUUUCUAGAAAAAGGAAAACAUGUGUCGCAGAACAAGGAAGAGGAUGAUGUGCAAAUAGUAAACAUCGUAAUAUUCCCCAAACAUCAGGAAGAGAAGACGCAGGAAUGUGAAGCUGAACCAGGUGCGGUUCUGACCAAAUCCACUUCAUUGCCAUCCCUAUCUCAACUGGAAUUGGAUGAAGAAACACAUUUAGAUAAUGAAAUGCUAAGCCUUAAAAGACCUAUUUUGCAGAGAAUAUCACACAUAGGGGAGACUGUACAUGGAGAGUCCAUUGUUGGUGAUAUCUCAAAAGAUGUUAAAAAUGAAAAGCAACAUAUCCCUCAAAAAGAACAGAAGAACCAAGAAAAAAUAAUCGAUAUGAGAGGCACAGAUAUAACUUUGAAGUCAAAGAAGUCACCUCGUUCCUGUAUCCUCCACAGAACAGAACUGCACGUGAACUUUGGAGGGCAAGGACGAAAGGAACAUAAAGGUCAAGAUAAACCACCAGGUAUGAUUCAAAGAAAACACUGCAUACUCUUUUCCAAACCAUUGCCAUCUAACCUUAAACUGGAGAGAGCUACGCAUGCAGAUGAAGAGAGGCUUGGAGGUCAGACAUCCUUUUUACUUCCACUAAUGCCAUCAGCAUUACCAGAUACAGAGAAAACAGCAGAUGCAGAGGCAAGGAGUGGUGAUGUAAGAAAAGAAAAACCACAUAGGUCACAGAAAGAAAACAGGCAUGAAGUGAAAAGGAUAGAUAUGAGGGUCAGGAUACACUGCCAAGAGCCAAGGAUUUCACCAAUGUCACAUAUCCUUAAUGCAAAGGAAUUAGUGUUGAAUAUUAACAAACUGGAGAAAAAAGUACACAAAGAUAAAGAUGAAGCAUGUGUGGUUCUGUCAAGGACUUUUCUUUCUGUAUCAUCAGCACCUCCUCUUUAUCUGGAUUCAGGGAACAAAAUAGACAAAGACACACCAGGAAUUACAGGAUCAUCUUGUCCACAGCGAAAUCUCCAGGUACCCUCAAAUACCCAGAAAAUAGCAAAUAGAGACUCAGUUGAAGGUGAUGAUAAAAACAUUGUUAAGCAAACAGAACAGUAUGUGCCCCGCCCAGAGGCAGAGCAACAGUGGACGGCAAACUUCAUGAUCAGUAUCCAGCAAAGGAACGAACCUUCACAAGUCAGGUCAGAAGGAGAUUUGAAUCGGUUAGUUUUAAAUUCAGAGGAUGAGGACAUUUAUUUCACAGGGUUUGGUACCAUAAGAAGUGGGAAAAGGCUAGAACGGCUCUUUACAGGGAAAAAGACUCAGCAAGAAACUGAAAUAAUGGAUAACUUAAACCAUAAAAUCAGUCCUAAGGUUUCAGUCUCACUGCUAAGGAAAAUAUCUGAGGAACUGUAUGUCACAUUUGGCACCCCUACAAGUUCAAAAGGAUUUUCUGUUUCAGAGAGAUAUGCUCACCAGCAAGAAACUUCAUCAAAACUAUCUCCAGAACUUGCAGGUUCAUGUAAAUUUGAUAAGCCAGGGAAAGAUGUACAAAGUAAUGAAAAAAUCAGCAAAAUGUUUUCUCCCAAAGUGUUAGCACCACAGACAAAGGGAUCACUCAAAAAAAUAAGUAUCAUCAUCAGUUGGAAUGCUCCCCAAAAUAUAGAAGAACAAGAUAUUGUCCUGAAAAAGCAAGUGAUCCAACGGUGUGAACGUGGACGCAAGACCAGGCCAAACGCUAUCCUUUCUCUUAAGUUUCCACUUCAAAGUGGAAAGCAGAAGACACUAUCAGAAACAGAUGUGGACAAGAAAACAACAGCACACCCCAGCCUACAGAUGCUACCAGGAAUACACAUGGAUAUGACAGAGAUUGACCGUGCAAAAGGGGGAAAGGAUCCGGCAUUGCUCAUUUCAGAACAAGAGGAAGGUGAUCUGGAAUUGCUUCCGAAGUCCCUAUUCCCUCCCUGGACUUUUCCAUUUCAAUCAGGAGAUCUGAAGGAAAAAGAUCAAACAGACGCAAACACCAAUAUAAAUCUAGAGCAUAAAAGAAUAGAAAUGGACAAUGAUACUACUGUGAAUCAGAAAGAAGGGAAAUUAAAAAUAGGUGCAAACAGAGCUUUACAUCUGGAAGAAGAGAAAACAGAGAUGCACAAGGCCAGGACUGCCAAUCUGGAGAAGAAGAGAGGAAGAAUGGACACAAGCAGUAGUGCACACCUGCAUCUUCCAUCUCUAAAGGCAGAGGAAUCUCAAAUGAAGACUCAGGCCAUCACCGAAAGGGAGAAUAGCCACCUAACCAUGCAAAAGCAGAAAAAAGAACUAGAAGCAUCUAAUGCAAAACAAAGCAUUCAACUACAAAACUUAUUUCAAAGAAAUGUUCUGGAUUCAUUUUAUUCAUAUGUUCCUCUUUCUCCCAAAUGUAAAGACCAGAAAGGCAGAUUAACAAUAAGAGAUCUGAAAAGAGAAUUGAGCACCAAAUAUUUAACUAUGAAAAUCCAGAAUCACCCAAUUCCACAGAUGCUUAAUAUCACAGGGCGUGGUACACCAAGCAAUAGAAAGAAAUUAGAGUAUGAUGUUAAGCUAAAGAACAUGGUUUCCUGGAGUAAGGAUAUCUCAGGAAUAUUUAUCAGAAGUCUUUCUAUUUCCAUGAUGCGUUCACCUCACGCUGACUCUAAGACAAACCGAGAAAGAGAAAAGAGAAUCUGUCUUUCUAAAUUCCAGGAAAAAUCACCAAACACCAAAUUCCAGGAAAUGUUUAAGAGAGACACUUUAACAAUUGUAAAACGGGAACAGAAUUUUACAAACACAGUUCCACAAGAUCCCCAGCCCUUUGCAGUGGACAAACAACAAAUGCAGAAACUUUAUAAUGUCAAAUCAGAAGCAAACCUCAGAAGUGAAAUGAAUAAAAAGUACUUAAAGGCACAAACAAAAGAACAGAUUGUUCCAGGGCAUGAUGUCUCAAGGAUCAUUAAAAAACCAGACUUACGUAUCAUCAAGCAGGAAGAAAAGAUUCCAAAACGCAUUCUGACACCCACAGAGUGUCCAUCUAUGCUUGAAGAUCCAAAGUUACCCAAGCAAAGGGAUCAGAGUGAACCAGUAUGGGAUAUGAGCACACAAAAGGUUCAGCAACAAAAAGCUUUCCUAGGAACUGUGCCCAUACCGCCUCAAGUUAAAAGUAAUGAAGUCAAAAUAGUUGCAGACAGUACAAAUGCAGAACAUUUACUUCCCAUUUGUGAAGCAAACAAAGAUAUCUCUCAAUCCCAGGUUAAAAAUAUGAUCCAAGACAAAGUUUCUUCUGAUAAACUGGAUAACAUACAAGCCUAUAAGCCUGACGACUUGAAGUCACCACCUUUUCCAGAGGGUCCAGAUACAAUAUCAACAGCAAUAUAUCCCAAACUGCAGCACAAACCCCUUUUAGAACAGUUUACUCCCAAAGAAAGAAAUAAGCUUACUAAACAUUUAGAGUCAAAAGCACUUGAAAUACAACUGAAUCUGAUACCAGAGAUGGCAAGAAAAUCUUUACAAAUGUUCAACUUUUAUCCAAAAGGGACUAUUUUAAAAGAUAACAGUUGGAGGUUCUAUUCGAGACAUAAAACAAUGAGCUUUAUGUCUCUAGAAGGGACUGACACCAUAGAACCUAACUCAAAACAUAAAUACCAAAAUGAUUCACCUCUUGUCAGCAGUAUGAAGACACUGACUGUUGAUGUUUCAAGUGGUGGUGAGGAGACAAUCACAAAGCCACAGAGUAUUAAUAAGCUAGAAAAUGGAACAUCUUCAGUGACUUCUGCUAGUGAGAUGCUAUUGCCUCAUACCCUCCAAAAGCACUCAGUAAAAGAAAAAGGCAAACUCCUCAUGCACUUUUCUGUGAAAACAUUGGAGAUACAAAUGAAAGCCUUUCCCAGAAUUGUAAGAGAAUCUUAUGCAAUGACCAGUGCUCGUGAGAGAAAGAAACCCUUAUCUAACUGUAUUCAUCCUGGUUUCACAGGACCAAAACGACAAAACAGAAUAUUGUUACUUUUUGAGGAAAAGUCUCUCCAUCAAAUAGAUCUUGAUUUACAAUACAAAUACCUUCGUUUUCUCCUAGGGCUUCCUGUUGGAAGUACGUUCCCUAAGCCAAAUUUACUUCCCAAACAUAAUAAGUUAAACACAAUUGCAAUGUGUAAAAAAGUAGAUGCUGGUGGAGAAAGUGGUAAUCUUUCCAUUGAUACAGAACUGUUAGAACAACAUAUUUCUUUCAAAAAGCAAAGUCCCCAUGAAAACUCAUCACUCAUCGGAAAAUUCCCAGAGCCAACCCUUGUGUGUGCUUCUGACCAUGAUCUGCACAGUCCGAGGAAGAAAGAUCCUCAAGUUCUUUCAGAGUCAGAAUUCCAUGUGACUUCAGAAAAAAACAAACAAUAUCACGUAUGGUUUCAAGAAAGGAAUACAUAUGAAUCUGUUGAUUUAAGGACCCAGAGAAAUGCUACUGGUUCAGCUGUUUCACAUGAAACUCAGAUUUCUGAAGAUUUUAUUGAUAUUCAGACAGAUAUUGAGAGUCCAGCUGACUUGGACAAAUGUUCAUGUCUUGAAGUAAGUGAGAGUGAGGAAUGUAUGUUUCUGGAAGCCAACACUUAUUUAAGUCAGGAAUCAGAAAACAUUCUAUUUGAAUUACAGACAGGCAUUCCUUUGGAAAAUCUCUACAAAAUCACAACUGAUUUGAAGUCAUUUUACAGUGAAGAUUCAGGUUCCCAUUGUACUAGAGAAUGCAGAAAGGAAACCUUAAUUAUUACAUCACCUUCCUGUAAGUCCCACAAAAGCAGGAAAUACAGAUCAUCUUUCAAAAUGAAAUCUCCUGACUGGUUGUGUCAUAGUUCAUUAAAUACUGUGGAAAUUGAGUCUAGGUCAUCUAGUGUAUCAUUCAGUGAAGAGAAACUUCCAUGGACUAGCAAGAGCAGAACAAGUUACUCUUUAGCUUCCUUAACUGAAUCAAAUAUUAAAUUACAUCUUGCAAAAAAACAAGGCACGUCUCACAUGCACCCAGAAAGCAAAGAAAGAAAGAAGGCCAGAUCUGAUUUAUUUAGGAAGAACAACAGUCAUUGGGACCACAAUUACAGUUAUACACACAGUAAAGAGAAACAUGACAGGAAGAAGAGAGUGUAUGAUUAUGACUCAGAAAGACUGGAUUGUUUCCAAAGCAAACAUAAAUCAACAUCAAAACCUCAUCACAACGAUAUCAACUUCUAUUCUGAAAGAAAACAAAAUCAGCCCUUUUUUUAUGCCUGUGUACCAGCAGACUCACUGGAGGUUAUACCCAAAACCAUUCGCUGGACUAUUCACCCUGCAACCUUAAAGAAAAGAAACUUCAGAGUUCCCCUAGUGGCAAAGAUUUCAAGUUCUUGGAAUAUAUGGAGUUCCUCAAAAAAGUUGCUGGGGUCGCUCUCGGGGUCCCUUACUACAGUUUUUCGCAACUGACAUUACCAUAGCUAAACUCCUCUGAAGUCGACAGCUGGUCGCUAUUGUGAUAUUCUGUUAAUAAAAUCAUAUAAUGUCCAAU